AUGAGCACUGCUGUUCCUCCAACUUCAGUGGGGAGCACGCAGCCACCCACCGCUCUAGUGAGCAGUACCCCUGUAAGCACUUCUCCCGACAUCACUACACCCUCUACACGUCCUGGUGACACCAGCACACCGCUGGGAACUGCCACUGAAGCCAGCCCUUCAACAACUGUGGAAGUAAGGAGCACUGCUGUUCCUGCAACGACAGUAGGGAGCACACUGUCACCUACUGCUCCAGUGAGCAGCAGCCCAGGAACUACCUCUGCUGAGGGGAGCACACCCACCACCACCCCUGUGGAAACCAGCACACCUGUUCCGACAUCCACGGACGCCAGCUCUUCUCCUUCAACUGCGGAAGGCCCUUCCAGCCCCUUUACUCCAACGACAGAAGGAAGCACUCCACCAGCCACGACUGUGGCCAGUACCACCUGGUUCGCCACUGCCGCGGACAUCAGCACACCAUCCAGCACUGCUGGUGACACCAGCACGCCCGUGGGAUCCACUGCGGAGGCUGGCACCUCUCCAGCUGUGGAAGUAAGCAGCACUAGGUUUCCUCCAACCACAGAAGGGAGCACACUGUCAUCCACUGCUGUCGUCAGCGGCACCCCAGGAAGCCCUUCCACUGAGGUGAGCUCACCCUCGGCCACUCCUGUUGAGACUACCACGCCUGUGCGGACCUCCACUGAGGCCAGCUCCUCUCCUUCAACUGUGGAAGAGCUCAGCACACCAUCCAGCACUCCUGCUGACACCACCACACCCGUGGCAACCAGUACGGAGGCUGACACAUCUACAGCUGUGGAAGUAAGCAGCACCCCUGUUCCUCCAACAACAGAAGAGAGCACACCAUCAUCCACCAGUGGAGCCAGCACCACGUCGCUCAGCAGCACCACACAAGUUAUCCCACCUUCGAGCACUCUGGGUGAUGCCACCACACCUGUGGGAACUACGCUUCCAGCUAGCACAUCUGCAAGUGUGGAAGUAGCAAGCACCACUGUUCCUCCAGCAACAGCGGGGAUCACACUGACAUCUACCGCUCUUGUCAGCAGCAGCCCAGUGAGUAGCCCUGCUGGGGUGACCACACCCUCAGCCACUGCUGUUGGUACCAGCACAGCAGUGUGGACCUCCACUCAGGCCAGCUCCUUUCCGACGUCUGGGGAAGCCACUACCGGUCUGCUUACUCCAACGACAGAAGGAAGCACCCUAUCAUCCACUGCUCUAGUCAGCACACCCUCUUUGACCACUUCCCCAGAGACCCUCACACCCUCCUUCCCUCCUCCGGAUACCACCACGCCUGUGGGAAGCAGUACUGAAGCUAGCACAUCUACCGAGGUGCAAGUAAGCAGCACCCCUGUUCCUGCAACAACAGAAGAGAGCACACCAUCACCCAGUACUGCAGCCGGAACCACCUCGCAGAGCAGCACCACACAAGUUAUCCCACCAUCCAGCCCUCCGCUUGACACGACCACACCUGCGGCAACUACUCUUGGAGCUAGCACAUCUACCACUGUGCAAGCAGCAAGUACGACUCCUCCAGCAGCAACAGAAGUGAGCACACUGCCAUCCACCACCCUACUCGGCAGCACCCCUGUGAGCACUUCUGCUCAGAUGACUACACCCUCCACAAGUCCUGGUGACACCACCACACCUGUGGGAACCGCUACUGAAGCUGGCACAUCUACAAGUGUGCAAGUGAUGAGCACUGCUGUUCCUCCAACUUCAGUGGGGAGCACGCAGCCACCCACCGCUCUAGUGAGCAGUACCCCUGUAAGCACUUCUCCCGACAUCACUACACCCUCUACACGUCCUGGUGACACCAGCACACCGCUGGGAACUGCCACUGAAGCCAGCCCUUCAACAACUGUGGAAGUAAGGAGCACUGCUGUUCCUGCAACGACAGUAGGGAGCACACUGUCACCUACUGCUCCAGUGAGCAGCAGCCCAGGUAGUACCUCUGCUGAGGGGAGCACACCCACCACCACCCCUGUGGAAACCAGCACACCUGUUCCGACAUCCACGGACGCCAGCUCUUCUCCUUCAACUGCGGAAGGCCCUUCCAGCCCCUUUACUCCAACGACAGAAGGAAGCACUCCACCAGCCACGACUGUGGCCAGUACCACCUGGUUCGCCACUGCCGCGGACAUCAGCACACCAUCCAGCACUGCUGGUGACACCAGCACGCCCGUGGGAUCCACUGCGGAGGCUGGCACCUCUCCAGCUGUGGAAGUAAGCAGCACUAGGUUUCCUCCAACCACAGAAGGGAGCACACUGUCAUCCACUGCUGUCGUCAGCGGCACCCCAGGAAGCCCUUCCACUGAGGUGAGCACACCCUCGGCCACUCCUGUUGAGACUACCACGCCUGUGCGGACCUCCACUGAGGCCAGCUCCUCUCCUUCAACUGUGGAAGGCCCUACGCGCCCUUUUCAUCCAACAACAGGAGAAAUCACUCCAUCUUCCACUCCUCUAGUGAGCACCACCUCCUUUACCACUUCCACAGAUGUCACCACUCCCCACAGCACUCCUGUUGAUACCACCACUGCUGUCGGAACCACUACUGAAGCUAGCACACCUACCACUUUGGAAGUCACAGACACCACUGUUCCUACCACAACGGAGGAGAGCACGCCGUCAUCCAGCGCUCUGGUCAGGAGCACCCCAUCAAUCACUUCCACUGAGGUUGCUGCACACUCAAGCACUCCUGGGGAAACCAGCACGCCUGUGUGGACGUCCCCUGAGGCCAGCUCCUCUCCUCCAGCUCUGGAAGCUACUAUCAGACCUGUCACUCUCACAACAGAAGGAAGCGCUCCCUCAUCCACUACCGUGGCCAGUACCACCUUGUUCACCACUUCCACAGAGCUCAGCACACCAUCCAGCACUCCUGCUGACACCACCACACCCGUGGCAACCAGUACGGAGGCUGACACAUCUACAGCUGUGGAAGUAAGCAGCACCCCUGUUCCUCCAACAACAGAAGAGAGCACACCAUCAUCCACCAGUGGAGCCAGCACCACGUCGCUCAGCAGCACCACACAAGUUAUCCCACCUUCGAGCACUCUGGGUGAUGCCACCACACCUGUGGGAACUACGCUUCCAGCUAGCACAUCUGCAAGUGUGGAAGUAGCAAGCACCACUGUUCCUCCAGCAACAGCGGGGAUCACACUGACAUCUACCGCUCUUGUCAGCAGCAGCCCAGUGAGUAGCCCUGCUGGGGUGACCACACCCUCAGCCACUGCUGUUGGUACCAGCACAGCAGUGUGGACCUCCACUCAGGCCAGCUCCUUUCCGACGUCUGGGGAAGCCACUACCGGUCUGCUUACUCCAACGACAGAAGGAAGCACCCUAUCAUCCACUGCUCUAGUCAGCACACCCUCUUUGACCACUUCCCCAGAGACCCUCACACCCUCCUUCCCUCCUCCGGAUACCACCACGCCUGUGGGAAGCAGUACUGAAGCUAGCACAUCUACCGAGGUGCAAGUAAGCAGCACCCCUGUUCCUGCAACAACAGAAGAGAGCACACCAUCACCCAGUACUGCAGCCGGAACCACCUCGCAGAGCAGCACCACACAAGUUAUCCCACCAUCCAGCCCUCCGCUUGACACGACCACACCUGCGGCAACUACUCUUGGAGCUAGCACAUCUACCACUGUGCAAGCAGCAAGUACGACUCCUCCAGCAGCAACAGAAGUGAGCACACUGCCAUCCACCACCCUACUCGGCAGCACCCCUGUGAGCACUUCUGCUCAGAUGACUACACCCUCCACAAGUCCUGGUGACACCACCACACCUGUGGGAACCGCUACUGAAGCUGGCACAUCUACAAGUGUGCAAGUGAUGAGCACUGCUGUUCCUCCAACUUCAGUGGGGAGCACGCAGCCACCCACCGCUCUAGUGAGCAGUACCCCUGUAAGCACUUCUCCCGACAUCACUACACCCUCUACACGUCCUGGUGACACCAGCACACCGCUGGGAACUGCCACUGAAGCCAGCCCUUCAACAACUGUGGAAGUAAGGAGCACUGCUGUUCCUGCAACGACAGUAGGGAGCACACUGUCACCUACUGCUCCAGUGAGCAGCAGCCCAGGAACUACCUCUGCUGAGGGGAGCACACCCACCACCACCCCUGUGGAAACCAGCACACCUGUUCCGACAUCCACGGACGCCAGCUCUUCUCCUUCAACUGCGGAAGGCCCUUCCAGCCCCUUUACUCCAACGACAGAAGGAAGCACUCCACCAGCCACGACUGUGGCCAGUACCACCUGGUUCGCCACUGCCGCGGACAUCAGCACACCAUCCAGCACUGCUGGUGACACCAGCACGCCCGUGGGAUCCACUGCGGAGGCUGGCACCUCUCCAGCUGUGGAAGUAAGCAGCACUAGGUUUCCUCCAACCACAGAAGGGAGCACACUGUCAUCCACUGCUGUCGUCAGCGGCACCCCAGGAAGCCCUUCCACUGAGGUGAGCUCACCCUCGGCCACUCCUGUUGAGACUACCACGCCUGUGCGGACCUCCACUGAGGCCAGCUCCUCUCCUUCAACUGUGGAAGGCCCUACGCGCCCUUUUCAUCCAACAACAGGAGAAAUCACUCCAUCUUCCACUCCUCUAGUGAGCACCACCUCCUUUACCACUUCCACAGAUGUCACCACUCCCCACAGCACUCCUGUUGAUACCACCACUGCUGUCGGAACCACUACUGAAGCUAGCACACCUACCACUUUGGAAGUCACAGCCACCACUGUUCCUACCACAACGGAGGAGAGCACGCCGUCAUCCAGCGCUCUGGUCAGGAGCACCCCAUCAAUCACUUCCACUGAGGUUGCUGCACCCUCAAGCACUCCUGGGGAAACCAGCACACCUGUGUGGACGUCCCCUGAGGCCAGCUCUUCUCCUCCAGCUCUGGAAGCUACUAUCAGACCUGUCACUCUCACAACAGAAGGAAGCGCUCCCUCAUCCACUACCGUGGCCAGUACCACCUUGUUCACCACUUCCACAGAGCUCAGCACACCAUCCAGCACUCCUGCUGACACCACCACACCCGUGGCAACCAGUACGGAGGCUGACACAUCUACAGCUGUGGAAGUAAGCAGCACCCCUGUUCCUCCAACAACAGAAGAGAGCACACCAUCAUCCACCAGUGGAGCCAGCACCACGUCGCUCAGCAGCACCACACAAGUUAUCCCACCUUCGAGCACUCUGGGUGAUGCCACCACACCUGUGGGAACUACGCUUCCAGCUAGCACAUCUGCAAGUGUGGAAGUAGCAAGCACCACUGUUCCUCCAGCAACAGCGGGGAUCACACUGACAUCUACCGCUCUUGUCAGCAGCAGCCCAGUGAGUAGCCCUGCUGGGGUGACCACACCCUCAGCCACUGCUGUUGGUUCCAGCACAGCAGUGUGGACCUCCACUCAGGCCAGCUCCUUUCCGACGUCUGGGGAAGCCACUACCGAGACCCUCACACCCUCCUUCCCUCCUCCGGAUACCACCACGCCUGUGGGAAGCAGUACUGAAGCUAGCACAUCUACCGAGGUGCAACACAUCUACCACUGUGCAAGCAGCAAGUACGACUCCUCCAGCAGCAACAGAAGUGAGCACACUGCCAUCCACCACCCUACUCGGCAGCACCCCUGUGAGCACUUCUGCUCAGAUGACUACACCCUCCACAAGUCCUGUGGGGAGCACGCAGCCACCCACCGCUCUAGUGAGCAGUACCCCUGUAAGCACUUCUCCCGACAUCACUACACCCUCUACACGUCCUGCACACCUGUUCCGACAUCCACGGACGCCAGCUCUUCUCCUUCAACUGCGGAAGGCCCUUCCAGCCCCUUUACUCCAACGACAGAAGGAAGCACUCCACCAGCCACGACUGUGGCCAGUACCACCUGGUUCGCCACUGCCGCGGACAUCAGCACACCAUCCAGCACUGCUGGUGACACCAGCACGCCCGUGGGAUCCACUGCGGAGGCUGGCACCUCUCCAGCUGUGGAAGUAAGCAGCACUAGGUUUCCUCCAACCACAGAAGGGAGCACACUGUCAUCCACUGCUGUCGUCAGCGGCACCCCAGGAAGCCCUUCCACUGAGGUGAGCACACCCUCGGCCACUCCUGUUGAGACUACCACGCCUGUGCGGACCUCCACUGAGGCCAGCUCCUCUCCUUCAACUGUGGAAGGCCCUACGCGCCCUUUUCAUCCAACAACAGGAGAAAUUACUCCAUCUUCCACUCCUCUAGUGAGCACCACCUCCUUUACCACUUCCACAGAUGUCACCACUCCCCACAGCACUCCUGUUGAUACCACCACUGCUGUCGGAACCACUACUGAAGCUAGCACACCUACCACUUUGGAAGUCACAGACACCACUGUUCCUACCACAACGGAGGAGAGCACGCCGUCAUCCAGCGCUCUGGUCAGGAGCACCCCAUCAAUCACUUCCACUGAGGUUGCUGCACCAUCAAGCACUCCUGGGGAAACCAGCACGCCUGUGUGGACGUCCCCUGAGGCCAGCUCCUCUCCUCCAGCUCUGGAAGCUACUAUCAGACCUGUCACUCUCACAACAGAAGGAAGCGCUCCCUCAUCCACUACCGUGGCCAGUACCACCUUGUUCACCACUUCCACAGAGCUCAGCACACCAUCCAGCACUCCUGCUGACACCACCACACCCGUGGCAACCAGUACGGAGGCUGACACAUCUACAGCUGUGGAAGUAAGCAGCACCCCUGUUCCUCCAACAACAGAAGAGAGCACACCAUCAUCCACCAGUGGAGCCAGCACCACGUCGCUCAGCAGCACCACACAAGUUAUCCCACCUUCGAGCACUCUGGGUGAUGCCACCACACCUGUGGGAACUACGCUUCCAGCUAGCACAUCUGCAAGUGUGGAAGUAGCAAGCACCACUGUUCCUCCAGCAACAGCGGGGAUCACACUGACAUCUACCGCUCUUGUCAGCAGCAGCCCAGUGAGUAGCUCUGCUGGGGUGACCACACCCUCAGCCACUGCUGUUGGUACCAGCACAGCAGUGUGGACCUCCACUCAGGCCAGCUCCUUUCCGACGUCUGGGGAAGCCACUACCGGUCUGCUUACUCCAACGACAGAAGGAAGCACCCUAUCAUCCACUGCUCUAGUCAGCACACCCUCUUUGACCACUUCCCCAGAGACCCUCACACCCUCCUUCCCUCCUCCGGAUACCACCACGCCUGUGGGAAGCAGUACUGAAGCUAGCACAUCUACCGCGGUGCAAGUAAGCAGCACCCCUGUUCCUACAACAACAGAAGAGAGCACACCAUCAGCCAGUACUGCAGCCGGAACCACCUCGCAGAGCAGCACCACACAAGUUAUCCCACCAUCCAGCCCUCCGCUUGACACGACCACACCUGCGGCAACUACUCUUGGAGCUAGCACAUCUACCACUGUGCAAGCAGCAAGUACGACUCCUCCAGCAGCAACAGAAGUGAGCACACUGCCAUCCACCACCCUACUCGGCAGCACCCCUGUGAGCACUUCUGCUCAGAUGACUACACCCUCCACAAGUCCUGGUGACACCACCACACCUGUGGGAACCGCUACUGAAGCUGGCACAUCUACAAGUGUGCAAGUGAUGAGCACUGCUGUUCCUCCAACUUCAGUGGGGAGCACGCAGCCACCCACCGCUCUAGUGAGCAGUACCCCUGUAAGCACUUCUCCCGACAUCACUACACCCUCUACACGUCCUGGUGACACCAGCACACCGCUGGGAACUGCCACUGAAGCCAGCCCUUCAACAACUGUGGAAGUAAGGAGCACUGCUGUUCCUGCAACGACAGUAGGGAGCACACUGUCACCUACUGCUCCAGUGAGCAGCAGCCCAGGAACUACCUCUGCUGAGGGGAGCACACCCACCACCACCCCUGUGGAAACCAGCACACCUGUUCCGACAUCCACGGACGCCAGCUCUUCUCCUUCAACUGCGGAAGGCCCUUCCAGCCCCUUUACUCCAACGACAGAAGGAAGCACUCCACCAGCCACGACUGUGGCCAGUACCACCUGGUUCGCCACUGCCGCGGACAUCAGCACACCAUCCAGCACUGCUGGUGACACCAGCACGCCCGUGGGAUCCACUGCGGAGGCUGGCACCUCUCCAGCUGUGGAAGUAAGCAGCACUAGGUUUCCUCCAACCACAGAAGGGAGCACACUGUCAUCCACUGCUGUCGUCAGCGGCACCCCAGGAAGCCCUUCCACUGAGGUGAGCACACCCUCCGCCACUCCUGUUGAGACUACCACGCCUGUGCGGACCUCCACUGAGGCCAGCUCCUCUCCUUCAACUGUGGAAGCUUCAGAAGGCACUACCACAGCUUUUACUGCAACAGCAGAAGGAAACAUUCUGUCAUCACCUAGUCUUACCAGUAGCUCUUCCAUUAACUCUUCCCCUGAGACCAGGACAUCAUCACCUACUCCUGUUGCUACCACAACACCUGUGGGAACUACUGUGGAAGCUAGCUCAUCUUCUACUUUGGAAUGUAGUCAGCAGCACCCCAGUAACCACAUCUGCUGA
Molecule: messenger RNA, 8514 nt
Organism: Castor canadensis (American beaver)
Lineage: Eukaryota; Metazoa; Chordata; Mammalia; Rodentia; Castoridae
Source: RefSeq, a predicted model, not a curated record